UCUCAAUCUAAAAAACAAUACAUAUCCAUAGUUACUUUCUCACCUCUAUUAACGAAUAAUGACCCUUUAAUACGACUGAACCCGGUUUUAAUUCUACAAAUCCUCCCAAAAGAAAUAUCCGCGUGGUCCAGCCCGCGACCCAAAACCCACUCCAAACGGACCAAUACAAUAUCUUAUCGCGCACUUAACUUUUCGACCCAUCCGGAACCUGACCUCUACUCCGUACCUUGCACACAACAUCACCAAACAAUUGCGUCCCCAUAAGCGCAUGAAUACCUUUCCCUACGCUAUCUAGUAAAUCGCACGCUUUUACGCUUAACCAUAACCCUCAUACGCCGAAUCAACAGUCCAAAAUGCCCACAAUGUGGCUCUCGGAUAACCAAAAAAUCGGGGUGAUCUUCUGCUCAGGAGGAGCUCUCUUCCUCUUCGGUGGCGUCCUUCUCUUCUUUGAUCGCUCGCUCCUCGCAAUGGGAAACAUCCUCUUCCUAAUUGGCCUAACGCUCAUAAUCGGCGUCCAAAAAACCCUAGCCUUCUUCAGUCGACGCCAGAAACUGAAAGGCACGGCCGCGUUUGCCGCUGGCAUCCUACUCAUCCUCCUCCGCUGGCCGCUCACGGGCUUCCUAAUCGAACUAUACGGGCUGUUUAUCCUGUUUGGUGAUUUUCUGAUCACAAUUGGGCAGUUUGCAGGCAAUAUUCCGGUUGUGGGGCCGUAUUUGCAGAAGGGGUUGGAAGUUUUGGCAGGGGGAAGGAGUAAUGCUGAAUUACCUGUAUAAGAAGGGGAUUGGUUAUUUUUAUAUAUCUAUUUUUCUUCUCAUGGGGGUGGAGCUAGCGCCGCAGUUUC
Aspergillus caelatus is the source of this 841-nucleotide messenger RNA. RefSeq names its product Got1 family protein. Gene Ontology annotation, biological process: endoplasmic reticulum to Golgi vesicle-mediated transport; retrograde transport, endosome to Golgi. NCBI's taxonomy places the organism in Eukaryota, Fungi, Ascomycota, Eurotiomycetes, Eurotiales, Aspergillaceae. The record is from RefSeq and is a predicted model, not a curated record. Bases 354 to 773 code for a protein of 139 amino acids. Gene Ontology annotation, cellular component: Golgi membrane; Golgi cis cisterna; COPII-coated ER to Golgi transport vesicle. The transcript has 5 exons.